Archocentrus centrarchus (flier cichlid) is the source of this 3317-nucleotide messenger RNA. It is a transcript of the gene ric8b, whose product is annotated as RIC8 guanine nucleotide exchange factor B. The record is from RefSeq and is a predicted model, not a curated record. Gene Ontology annotation, cellular component: cytoplasm; plasma membrane. Lineage: Eukaryota; Metazoa; Chordata; Actinopteri; Cichliformes; Cichlidae. The transcript has 10 exons. Gene Ontology annotation, molecular function: G-protein alpha-subunit binding; guanyl-nucleotide exchange factor activity. Gene Ontology annotation, biological process: G protein-coupled receptor signaling pathway. The coding region runs from base 62 to 1720 and encodes 552 amino acids.
CAGCAGCAGACCUACAACAAGUUAGCCUGUCAUCCACCUAGCUGCAGCUGCACAGCACUCAAUGGUAACUCCCCGUGCUUUUCAGAUAGCCCCCAUGGAUUUGAACAGCAUCUUAUCGCAGCUUGAAACUGCCAGCGAAGAGGAAAUCGAGAAGCUCUUGGAGCAGUAUAAUGUAGAGAAUGCCCAAACCUUCACUUUUGACCCAAAGGAGGAAAUCCUGCGGAGUAAGCUGUGCCAGAGUGUGCUGACCGUCCUUGGGAGACAGGUGCAGCCCAGCUGUCAGAAGACAUGCCUGGAGACCCUCCGCAUCAUGUCCAGAGAUAAACGUGUACUAGCUCCUGUAGCCACCAAGGAAGGCAUGCUGAUUCUAGCAGGGAUGGCGAGGCUGCAGGCUGGAGAGGAAGAGGAUGCUGACGAGAAAGGCUCUCAGGAACAGACACUGUCAGAGGAGGACAAGAGGGUGGUGGUGGAGGCCUUAAAGUGCCUUUGCAACAUUGUGUAUAACAGUCCUGCAGCUCAGCAGGUCUGCGUGGAUGUGCAGCUGGUUCGUGGUCUGUGUGCCAGCCUGGCCACGGCCCACACAUGGCCCCACGAAGUGGGCCUGUUCACACUGCGCCUUCUCUUCCUGCUGUCUGCCCUCCAACCUGCUGUGAGGGGGGUGUUGAAGAGAGAGUGGCAUGCUGUUAGACUGCUGACAGAGGUACUGGAGCACACCCUGGAUGUGCGCUGGGUCGGUCCCUAUGAAGCUGCCCAUCCAGAUCCGCAGGCCAUACCCAUACCUGCAGAGGAUAACGAGCGAGCAAUGGAAGCACUCAAAGCCAUGUUCAACCUCACACUGUCUGAAACUGGUGGUGAGGAAGACAACCAACAGUUCCGGCUCAUUGCUGCCAUCCUGCGCCAUCUGCUGAUGCUGAAGACUGAGACUGAGGAGAAAACAGAGGAAGCACACAGCCAUGCUGUGAACCUGCUGAACAACCUGCCUGUGUCCUGCCUGGAUGUUUUAAUUGACGCGCCCGUCCAGGGAGGGCUAGAGAAAUAUGGUGGGAAAAACAUGGAUGCAAUCAAGGUGUUGCUAGACUUCAUGGAAAAAAGAAUCAACAAGCAGGGCUCUAGUUACAAAGAGGGCUUGACUCCAGUGCUCAGCCUUUUGACUGAAGGCUCCAGACACCACAGGGAGAUCCGCAGAUACAUCAAAGCUCAGGUACUUCCGCCACUGAAAGAUGUGGAGAGCAGGCCAGAGGUUGGCACCACCAUCAGAAACAAGCUUGUUCGCCUUAUGACACAUGUGGACAUGGGCGUGAAGCAGACUGCUGCAGAGUUUCUCUUUGUCCUCUGCAAAGAAAGCGUGGACAACCUGUUGAAGUACACAGGAUAUGGAAACGCAGCAGGACUUCUUGCGGCUCGAGGACUUCUCGGAGGAGGGAGAGGAGAGACUCAGUACUCUGACGAUGAAGACUCAGACACAGAAGAAUACAAAUCCGUCAAACCUUUCAUCAACCCCAUCACUGGUCAUGUUGAGAAGCCACUGCCGAACCCCAUCGAAGAGAUGACAGAGGAGCAGAAGGAGUAUGAAGCCGAGAAGCUGGCCAACAUGUUUGACAAGUUGUCAAGGCAGCAGAUGAUUCGGCCCAUGGGCGUCAAAUCUGACGGGACCUUGGCACCACAUGAAGAAACUCUCUGCUGUCCACCUGAGGAGAACUCAGACUCAGACUCGGACUAGUGCUGCGGAACGUCUAGACCACGCUUUCCAGACUAAGCCCACUCACUGGGCCCACCCCCAACACAUCUUGAGCUGUGUCAGAUUUUAAGGCUUGGAUCUUUUGAUGGGUCCACAAAGGUGGGUUCUGUAGUUGGGCUGAAUUUGUGCCUCCAUCCUAAGUGAGCUGCUGUGAAGUGUAGAGCUGUGUCCAAAAACUUCAGCUGCUGGAUCAGAAAGUCUAUUUAUCACCAGGAAGGUGGACUAGAUUGAAAAAAGCAGAAAUAAUUGUGUGAGCUGUAACUGGGACAGUGGUAGUGAUUAAGUUUUAACAGAUGCUGAACAAAUGGUGUCAGGUGAUAGUGAAAAAAUAUUAUGUGUAAGUUUAUAUCAGGCUUCAAUACGCUUUGCAGUGUAAUCACUUCCUCUUUUGUUUCUUACUGAUAUUGACUGCCGGCUACUUAAAUGCAAAGUGUCAGUUUGCGAUUAAGGAGUGGACCUGGCUUAGAAAUCUUACUGUCUUCCUUUCAAAUGGGACAGGCCCUUGUUCAAACUAAAUGAAAUUAAACCAGUCUUGAAGUAGGACGCAGCUAAACAUUUCACAGGACGAUCCAGAGGCCCAGUCGGGCCGUAAGCUGUCUGGCUGAAGUGGAAUAGUUGUGUGGCAGGAAGAUUGCCCAGGAGGGCAGUUACUGUUGCAUCAUUUGCUUUAGCGCUCCCUGAGAUGAAAGAAUAUACUUUUUGCUGAAUUUAGCUUCUUGCUGGAAACAUUUUGUUUAAACUGUAGUUUGAGUGUGAAUAAACAUUCCUUUUUUUUUUUUUUUUUUUUUUUAUGUCUUUAUCUUUUUCUUUAUCUUUCUUUGUAUGGCUAGAUGAAGUGCACAAUUUAAACAUGAAAUCAUAGUAAACACUGUUAAUGGUAAAGCUGCUGCUUCUUCUGGAGCACAGGACUGAGGCUCGCAUUUUUGUGUAAUUUUCAGUUUUUCAUCAAGGAUAAAAAAGUUAGUGCUAGUUCACUUUAUUUUUUUCCUGGUACUCAAUUCCUGGUGUUACGAACAAAAAGUGCAGGGGACACCUUAACUAAAUUUAAAAUUUUAAGAGGAGAUGCAGCAUUCUCCUGUGACGGGUGAUGGUUCUCGCCUGUCGGGGCUCUUGACAAUGAAAUGUGUGAACUGCAAUUACUGUUUUCUAAUCCAUAUUCCUUUUGUCAUCUGCAUGAUAAAUCUAAAAAUGUGAACUCUGAAAAUGUUGCUCAUUUGACACUAAAUGUGUGAAUUUAUAUAAACAAAGUAAUAUAUUUUCUUUGCCUUGGAAUAAUUUAAUUUUUAUGCAGCGCUUUCGGCUCAUGAGUCAGAUGCUUGGACAGUCACAUCAGUCUGAAAUCCUGCUUUUUUUUUUUUUUAAUUAAUCAUUACAGUUCAAAAAUGAAUGCUGCUUAAAUCAGAGUUUCAUUUUUACUUAAAUUCCUGUAAAUUCACUUUAAUAGUAAUUGAUGAGCACACUUGACCUCAACUGCCUGAUCUCACAGUAAUUCCUCCAGUUUGAACAGAAAUAUUGGAAGUAGGCAUAAACAACCCAAUUUAAUAGUUUGGGUUCUUACCUGAAUUUUGUGAUUAAAUAA